CCGGAAAUAAACAUGGCUACAGAAGCUUUACGAGCAGAGAAUCCAGACUCAAUAGAAGCUUUAAGUCGCGAAGCUGAGGCUUUGAAAGCACGAUUAACCGAAGAAAAAGCAAAAUUAAAUGAUGUCGAUUCUUGUGUGAUUGGCCAAAGAUUGGAGAGUUUGCAAAAUUUCAAUAUUAAGCCACGAAGAACAUUAAAAGGACAUCAAGGAAAAGUGCUGUGUAUGGACUGGUCAUCUGAUAAAAGACACAUAGUUAGCUCCUCACAAGAUGGAAAAAUGUUAAUCUGGGAUGCUUUUACCACAAACAAGGAACAUGCAAUAACAAUGCCAACAACAUGGGUAAUGGCUUGUUCCUAUGGCCCAUCUGGAAAUGUUGUUGCUUGUGGUGGUCUUGACAACAAAUGUACACUCUACCCACUGAGUAUGGAUGAAGAUCCUGCUACCAAGAAAAAGGCUGUUGCAACACACACAAGUUACUUGUCCUGUUGUUCUUUUACUAGCUCAGAUCAUCAGAUUCUGACAGGAAGUGGAGACAGUACAUGUGCAUUGUGGGAUGUAGAAAAUGCUCAGCUUAUUCAAAGUUUCCAUGGCCAUGCAGGGGAUGUAAUGAGUAUUGAUCUUUCACCAACAGAGACUGGAAAUAUUUUUGUUUCAGGGGGCUGUGAUAAAGUGGCAAUGGUUUGGGAUAUGCGUACAGGAGACUGUGUGCAGGUCUUUGAUGGACAUGAGUCGGAUAUAAACAGUGUUAAGUUCUACCCAAGUGGGGACGCUUUUGCUACAGGUUCUGAUGAUGCUACAUGUCGUCUGUUUGAUCUGAGAGCUGAUAGAGAGGUGAAUUGCUACAAGAAAGACAGCAUUAUCUUUGGCUGUAAUGCAGUGGAUUUUUCAAUGAGUGGUCGUGUUUUAUUUGGUGGAUAUAAUGAUUAUACAGUAAAUGUGUGGGAUGCUUUGAAAGGAACCAGGAUCACAAUCCUCUAUUGCCAUGACAACCGUGUUAGCUGUCUUGGUGUGGCACCUGAUGGAACGUCUUUGUGCACUGGCAGCUGGGACUACACACUUAGGGUCUGGGCUUGAGUGUGCUAUGAAGAGAGAAAAUGAAUCAAGGUUGAAAGGUGUAACAUCAGUGUAGUUUAUUAAAGUAAAUUCCUUUAUUUUUGUAUGUAUAUUAAUUUAUUUUUUACUAGUGACCAGUAUUUGUACUUAAUAUUAUAAGUAUGAUAUCAGUAUACUAAAGUACAUGGGUUUCCAUUGUACUGCCAUUUACAAAGCUUUAGAAUGUUAAGCAUUUCAAAUUGAUAUUAUGUUUUGAUCUUCAGUAAGGAAAUGUAGUAUUAUUCUCUAGCAAAUCCAAAGUUAAGUUUCUUGGCAUUAAAUGAUGAUGUUGGAUUCAAGCAUUUGAUAAUGUCAGUUGACUGCAUAUUAAGUCAACUUAUCACUUAUCAUUCUGUUUCAUAUCAAAUUUUAUUUCAUGGACUCCAGUACAGGAUACAUUUAUUAUGUGACACAUAUAUGUUCACAAUAAAUAUUUAAUUGCAUUUUUAUGGAUUUAUUGUCUAGAAUGUUCAGUUUACUCACACCCUAUUUGGGAUUUAUAUAGUCUUUUUUCUAUUAUAAAGCAAAGCACAAUUCCUAAGGGACCAUUAAGUGCUUGGAACCGCUUUUAAAAAAAAAAUCUUUUGUCUAUUUCAAUCAUUUAUUUUUCUCUGAAACAAAAUUGUUAUUUUAUUAAAGAUCUUUCACAAAAUUACCUUUUUUUUAAAAAGAAUGAUACUUUCAAUGUGUGGAAGUUAUAAGAGCAGCUUCUUGUUGCAUACUAAAGUUAUAUUGACUGUCAUUUCACCCUCUGUUUGGCUGCAUUAUUAUGGCUGUGAUCUAAGUGUUGAACCCACUUCUCUAGUCUCUCGUUAAGUAUUUUAAUUUAUUUGUUAUUUUUACACCAAUUGAAUUCUGUAAUGAACAUUUUUAUAUUUUUAUUUGCUUCAACUAUUUUAUCUGUACAUAUUUUCUAUUUGUAAAUUAGUUCUAUGGUUCUUAUCUUUAUUUGUCAUGAGUAUUAACCUUAGCUUUUUGAAGGGACAAAAAGCUAUUUUAUGUGUUCAUCUUUUGGAAAAGCACUUUAUCUACAUCCAUAACAUUUUUAAUUCAGUAAAACACUACAUUUUAAUUGAAGAAUUGUAUUGUAAAAAACCAAAUCCAUUACAACAUUAGCUUUAAUAAAACAUUAAAGCUUUCAAAAUUUAAAUAAAAGAAAUAUUUUUUUGAUAAUAAUUUUUUGAAAUAUUUUUUAAUAAUAAUUUUUAAUACUCAAUUUAUUUGUAAAAUAUCAAAACUGAUUUUAGCUUUUAAAAUAAAAAGCUAGUGCUUUAUAAAUUCUGUUUCAUUGUCAAACAUUAAUGUAUACUCAGUUUGGUAUCUAGUCACAUUAGUAGUUAUACAUUACUUAUUUUAAAAUUUACUGAAAUGUUUUACACUAAUGUUUUAUUACCAACUGAGAUCUAAUAAAUGUUGUUUUGUAAUUGGUCAGCAACAUUGUUGUUGCAUUUUACAUAUUGCUAGGUUAAUCACAUUGUCAAAUAAACAGUGAGUUCCCUAA
This is a messenger RNA of Physella acuta, 2593 nucleotides long. Its product is annotated as guanine nucleotide-binding protein subunit beta-5. NCBI's taxonomy places the organism in Eukaryota, Metazoa, Mollusca, Gastropoda, Physidae. Gene Ontology annotation, molecular function: protein binding. The record is from RefSeq and is a predicted model, not a curated record. Gene Ontology annotation, biological process: signal transduction.